CACACUCGUACCGUGCAACUUCCCUGUGUUUUGUCUAGCAACACUGGCUGUUAGCGGAGAAACCGACAAAGUUUAGUUCCGCUAACGUUGUCGGAGCCGAGGAUCCAGCGGCAGCCCAUCCCAGCUCCAGCUGCAUCACGCCGCCGCCUGGCCCAGCUGCCCGCUGCCCGGUGCCCGCUGCCCGCUGCCCGCUGCCCGGUGCCCGCUGCCCGGUGCCCGCUGCCCGGCUACGGAUCGCUCAGAUCAGGGGCUUAAUAGUUUGUGGCUGGAGGAGCCCGGGUUGGCCGAGACAACCACAUGUCUGGGUGCCUUGUCCAGUGUUACAAUGGAGCCGUCGGGAAGUUCCGCAGCUGCGGCCUCGUCGAGCAACCACGCCCAGAACUCAACAGGUGGCGGCGGUUGUCCGUGGGAGGUCAGCGACAAGGCCAGACUGUGCCGAUUCCUCUGCUAUGGUUCGGAGGAUGACAUAUACACCGCCAGGGAGGAGGGUCGCGUCAGCACGGAGAGCACCGGCGCCCUGCUCUCCCUGCUGCAGGAGGGUCGGGGUACUGAGGUGGUGGAGGAGAUAAAAAGGUUCGCUCAGGAUGCGCGAGCCGUCAGACUCGGCCCGUCCUUCUUUGCCUUGGCUCUGUGCUCUCAGCACUCUGAGCUGAAGACGAGGCAGGCGGCGUUCAAAGCCCUGAAGGAAGUCUGUCGCAGCCCCGCCCAUCUGUUUUCUUUCAUUCAGUAUAAGAAGGAACUGAAAGAGGACAUGAAGUGUGGGAUCUGGGGACGUGCCCUGAGGAAAGCCGUGUCUGACUGGUAUAAUGAGCAAGAUGCCCUGAGUCUGGCCGCGGCUGUGACCAAGUGUAAACAGAGAGAGGGAUGGUCGCACCAGGAUCUGCUCAGGCUCUCUCACACCAAACCAGCUAAUGAAGCUAUCGCUUUGAUCAGCAAAUAUGUAACGAAAGGAUGGAAAGAGGUCCAGGCCGCUUAUGCAGACAAAGAGAACUCAGAAGAGGUGGUCAAAGUGCUUUCAUAUCUUGAAGUUGUGGAGAAGGUCAAGCACAGUUGUGAUGAAACGGAGGUCAUCAAUUUAAUAGAGGAACACAAACUGGAGAGGGAACAGCUGCUGACAGACCACCUGAAAUCCAAACAGGUAUGGAGAGCUCUUUUGAAGGAAAUGCCUCUCCAAUCAUUGCUAAGGAUCUUGGGUAAGAUGACAUCAAACAAAAUCCUUGAACCAGGAAGCGCAGAAACACGAGCUGUGUGUGACAGAAUCCAGAGCGAGGCGGCGCUGAAGAAGGCAAAUAUCCACCCUUUCAGCUUACAUUUGGCUUCAGAGAACUACAAAAGAUGCCAAGGCUAUCAGGGUAAAACAAAAUGGACACCAGACAGCAGUAUCCUCAUAGCAAUGGACUCUGCCUUCUACAAGAGUUGUAUGAAUUUGGAGCCUGUGGGCAAACGCUUCGUAGUGGCAGUGGAUGUGAGCUCAUCGCUAAGCAGCAUUGUCCCAGGGACGUCAAUCAGCACUGCCGUCGCUGCUGCCGCAAUUACCAUGAUUUUUGCAAGGACAGAGGUUGACACACAAGUGCUGGUCUACUCUGAAGGAGCUUUGGUUCCAUGCACUGUGACUGCUGACAUGACUCUCGCAGAAGCAACAGUUGAACUGGUUAAGAUCCCAGGUGGGAGUACAGACUGCACCCUUCCUAUCAAAUGGGCCACAGAGAACGGGAAAGCUGUAGACGUGUUCAUAAUUCUGACCAACAACCCAUUGUGGACGUUUACUGCCAGCCCGGUGGAGUCUCUACGGAAGCACAGAGAAAAAUCGGGAGCCAAUUCCAAAUUGGUGAUGUGUGGGCUGACUUCCAUUGGGCACGCCAUCGCAGACACAGAAGACAGGGGCGUACUGAGCAUCUGCGGCUUUGACCUUGGAGCCUUGAGCGUCAUUCGUAACCUAGCCCAGGAUCUGAUUUGAUCAAGUGUUGAGAAUUGGUCUUGGAAUCGUGUGGUCAGAGUCUGAAAAGAAGUUACAGAGUGGACCGGUGUGGCUCACUUAGCAUGCAGAGUGUCCUAAAACAGCACCAAUCCAAAAGGUGUUGAUAUUUACAAUUCCAAUUUCUCUUUUUGUAUUAUGCCACUUGCAAGUCAAUUGACAAAGUGUCCAGCAGGCUGGACAACACUCUGGAAUUGUGGUGUGCAUGUAUUUUUUUUUUUCAGAAAUUUGAAAAAUGAAGUAAUUUAAUUCAUAAUUACACAUCAGACUGAGUUAAGGUGCCAACAGCACUCUGUAUGACGAGCUGUUUAGUGCUUUGAUGCUUCUUCGUGAGCUACUAACCCGUUCAAUAAUGAUUCCACUCAUUUAUAGCAAGAUGUUGGAAGAUUGAAUAAGAGGAAAGUGUAAGAGUCAGAAUUUAGUCUUAGUGCAACAGUACUGUACCUUUGGUAUUAUUAUUACAGGUUUGAUGUGAUAGUAGCGGCGUUUUUGAAUUUGAAAACCUGUCACUUUGUUGUACGUAGCACUAUUAUAAGUGAUCAACAGGUGAAUGGAAACAAAGCACCAAAAGUUCGUUUUUCUGGCUAUUCUGAUCGAUUAUUUCAUUUAUUCAACCUGAGAAGAUAUGAGUAGUGAUAUCGAUGUCUAGGAUGCUGUUUACACAACUCUUACCUUUAGAUUAGCCAUUUUAGAUGUUGUAUCAACAUUUGUUUUUCCCUAAGCUAGUUUCAAUUUCAGUACUGAGUUGUCUGUUCUGCUCUAGGUGCAUUAAUUCUAUAAGAGAAUAACCUUGGUGGUCUUAAGUAUCAUUAUACAUUUUAGGGAUUAUUUGGGUUAUUAUAUUUUCCUCUGUGAAACAAUGAUGCAGAUGUUUGGUACUGUAAAUCAGAUUACUGUAAAAUGAAAAAAUGUCCUCAUAUUAGUCUGAAUCUGAAUCACAAUUUGGAUGUACUGUAUUAUUUUGUCCAGGCAGGACAAAUCAUAACAAUUUAACAACUUAUUACUCAGACCGAAUCUGCUAGCACAGUAUUGAUUUCGUAUUUAUGAUGUAUGAAUGUUCCUUAUGCAAAAAAACAAAAAGAUAAUUACUUCCUCCCUGGAAUUAAAUGAAUUGAAUGUACUUUUGUAAAACAUAACAGUAGAGAUUUGAAGUACAGCUCUUUAUAUUUCUUUAGGAGAAACAAUAAACUGUAUGUACAGUGUUUUAGCGUUAGGGGCCAAUUCAGCUGUAAUUACUGACAGCAUUCACUAAACCCAUGAAUUACACUUACUCACUCUAGUGUCAUUCACUCUUUAUGAAGAAAAAUAAACUCCUGACCAUUUUA
Molecule: messenger RNA, 3300 nt
Organism: Scophthalmus maximus (turbot)
Lineage: Eukaryota; Metazoa; Chordata; Actinopteri; Pleuronectiformes; Scophthalmidae
Gene: ro60
Product: Ro60, Y RNA binding protein
Exons: 9
Coding region: 326-1957 (543 amino acids)
Cellular component (GO): ribonucleoprotein complex
Molecular function (GO): RNA binding
Source: RefSeq, a predicted model, not a curated record